This is a messenger RNA of Gallus gallus (chicken), 1684 nucleotides long. It is a transcript of the gene GLMP, whose product is annotated as glycosylated lysosomal membrane protein. Gene Ontology annotation, cellular component: lysosome. The transcript has 6 exons. Lineage: Eukaryota; Metazoa; Chordata; Aves; Galliformes; Phasianidae. The record is from RefSeq and is a predicted model, not a curated record. Bases 20 to 1189 code for a protein of 389 amino acids.
GUGCUGCGCCGGAAGGAGAAUGGCGGCGCCGGCGCUGGGCGCGCUGCUGCUGCUGGGGGCGGCGGCGGUCGGCGGACGGGAGGUGUCGAUGCAGUACAACCCCGGCUGGAACGGUUCCUCAGUCAACGUUCUGCACGUGCGGGCGGUGGGGCGCAGCGAUGCGCUGCAUUACGUGUGGAGCACCAUCGGGGCCCCCUCGGUGCUGCUGGUGGCCACGCGCAGCCCCGACAGCGCUCUGUCCAUCGACUGGGGCCGUCUGCUGUCCCCCGCGCCCACCGGCGCCGUGUGGAUCGAUCCGCCCGGCAGUGUGGUGUAUGCAGCUGCUGUCGUCUUCACCAAGCUGUUUGAGUACAGCAACGCCAACGCAUCGGAGGAGGUCUUCUACCCCACGUACGAUCUGUCGGACUUCUCCUGGGACAGCAUCAACCGCACCAUGAACCACACGGCGCUGACGGCCGAACUCCGGGGCGUCCCCACGUCCGACUCCAGCGGCAGCUUCUCCAACGGCAGCCUGGCGUUCCGGGUGACGGCUUACGAGAGCGGCGGGCGCGACGGGGCCCUGCCCGGCCUCCUGCACACGGCCAACAGCUCCAAAGUGGAGUUCGUCCUGGCCGGGGCGGCCCCGCGGGGCAACGGCUCGCGCUUCGUGCUGGAGGUGGCCACGGUGGAGGAGAGAGGAGCGGCAUCCAGGCUGCGCUCGGUGCGCUCCAUCGACGACGAAUACACCCCCACCAUCUUCGAGACGCUCUCCCUCGUAGCGGAGUCCCCAAACGACAGCUCCCCUCUCAGCUUCCUGCAGUGGAAGGCGACGGCGUACGGCUCACAGCACCCAACGCGUGGGGACGGCAUCCGGUGCCGUGCGGGGGGGCUGCGUGCUGCCGGCGGGACCCGGCCCCCCUCCGCCAUCGUCCGCGCGUACUUCGGGGACGGAGCGGGCAGCGCUUACAGCGUCAGCGCCAUCAACGUCUCCUUCGGCGGGGAGGAUGGCGGCGCUUACCAGGAGAGGCGCUACCUGAGCUGGUCGGCGCUGCUGGGCUUUGGGCUGCCACCUGAGGACGCUUUUUCUCCCCUCAUCGUCUCCAUCGUGGCCGCAGCGUUGGGCGCUCCGCUGCUUCUGCUCCUGCUGGGCGCCGCCGCGCUGCUCUGUGCCCGGAGGAGACCCUACAGCGAAUACGAGCCCAUCAACUGAGCGGCGCCGCUCGGCCCGGGGAGCGAUCGCGGCUGCUGCGGGAAACACAGCGCCGCUGUCUCCUCUUUGUCUUCGCUUCUGGGGGCGCGCGGGGCAAGGUGGGCAGUGGGGCCCUCCCCCGUGCCGCUGUGCCGCGCUCCGUGCUGCUGCCUGCACUGACGGCGGUGCUUCCUUUCUUCCUGCUGCACACUGCCGGGGGCUGACAGGGCAGCGGGUCCGGGUGAUCCCGGUCAUCGUCCUCAUCCUCAUCCUCCUCCUGGGGGAGGGCACCUCGUGCUGCCCGGCCUCACCGAAGGCUGCUGCUAUGAGGGGGAACUCCGCAGCGCAGCGCAGCGACUGCUUCAGCUCAGGUCCCGGCAGAGCCUUCAGGAGCCCCCGGGUCACAGCCGGAGCUGCUGCCCUUCCGCGUGCGGCGAUGGUUGGUGGCGGUGCUGCCCCGUUUCCACGUCCUCAACCACUGACUCAUUUCUGACCAAAUAAAAGGGAUUUCUAAGA